Microbotryum saponariae is the source of this 812-nucleotide messenger RNA. The record is from the annotation of a GenBank genome assembly. NCBI's taxonomy places the organism in Eukaryota, Fungi, Basidiomycota, Microbotryomycetes, Microbotryales, Microbotryaceae.
AUGCACCAACUUCUCACGGGUCUCGCCUUCGUUCAUCGUCGAGGCGUUCUACACCGCGAUCUCAAAGGCUCCAACUUGCUCAUCAGCAAAGAUGGCGAGCUCAAGAUCGCCGAUUUCGGACUCGCGAGGUUCUAUGCCCAAGGGAGGGGCAACGAUUAUACGAAUCGGGUCAUUACGCAGUGGUACAAACCGCCUGAAUUGCUGUUUGGUGCGACUAUUUAUGGUGCAGAGGUCGAUGUAUGGUCUGCAGGGUGAGUGAUCGGUCCUGUCACGGUGAUGCCUUAAUCUCCACUUGCUUCUGAGGCUAAUCUCUCGUUUUCCAUACCUUCAGAUGCAUCUUCCUCGAGCUCUUCGCCCGCCGUCCCGUCUUCCAAGGCCAAGACGAGAUCCACCAACUCGAAGUGAUAUUCUCCAUACUCGGUACCCCCUCCCCCACACUCUGGCCUCAAGUCCAAGAACUCCCCUGGUACGAGCUCGUAAAGCCCUCCCAAACACUACCUUCCACGCUCCGUGAAACCUUCGCUUCUCAUCAUCUCACGGAAGGAGCUUUCGAAUUGGCCGAAGGACUCUUGAGUCUCAACCCUUCGACGAGACCUACUGCCGAGGAAGCGUUGGAGAUGAGAUAUUUCACAACUGAAGAACCGAGGGCUGAAUUCCCGGAUGCGUUGAGGUUGGUCAAAGGGGAAUGGCAUGAGUAUGAGUCCAAGAAGGCGAGGAGGGCUCAGAGGGAGGCGUUGGCGAUGGCUCAGGCGACGGGUGGGGGUGGGGCGGCGGGAGAUACGGUCAUGGAGAAUGGGGAAAGAAGGAAGUAA